Molecule: messenger RNA, 4158 nt
Organism: Caenorhabditis sp. 36 PRJEB53466
Lineage: Eukaryota; Metazoa; Nematoda; Chromadorea; Rhabditida; Rhabditidae
Source: the annotation of a GenBank genome assembly
AUGGAGAACGGGACGCGUGAUGUGUGUUUUUGUUAGAUUUAACUACUAUCGCUACAAUUUUUUUUUAAAUCGCUUUCGGAAUACAUUUUUUAUAGCACGCGUGCCACUGGACAGACUGUUCGCAAUCGUUCGGCUCGGAACUCGACAUGGGACUGCACGUGAUCACCAAUCAUCUGAACGUGCUCGACUACGGACAAUUUGUGCUCAACCGUCGGCUUGCCUCACAGGGACCGGAACCACGAGUGUCCAUUGAGCCGAUAAUCGUUCGUCACAGAGCUCAACCAAUCAAAGUGGAGCCGACGGCGUCGAACUCUGAAAACACAGCACAAGUCGAGGCUCAGCCUCAGCCGAUUCGGAAAGAGCCAGAAACACUGGCGCUGGAAGGAACUCCGGCUCGACGCGGCCGUGGACGUCUCCCCAGAAUCAAGUCUCCCAAUCCGUCAACUGCUCCGCCAGCUCCUCGCUCGCACAAAAUCGCUCAGCCUGUUGGAAACCGGUCGCCGAGACCACAGCGAAAACGGCAAAGAACUCGAGCAUUUGACGAGGAUCCGGACGAUCGCAUCCUUCUUGACAUGUUGACGAGAAGAGCUCCGACCUUCCAAGCUCCACGGAUGCUCUCCCUACCAGCCCCACCAGCUCCAUCAAACGCCCAGAGCUCGAGAGCCGAAUCGAGUGUCUCUGUAAGUUCAAAGCGAAUGCGCUAAACGAGAGGUUUCUCAGCAGAGCGCAUUCACGUGCACUCUGUACUAAUCAUAAAAAUUUGCAGAACGGAACGGGUCCACUGAAAAAAAGCGAAGCGUGCCGACGCAUUCUGAUCCGUCUCUACCGCCCGCCGCUCUCCAAUCAUCGGCUCUUCCAGACGGACCAUUUUUGUGUGCUCUGCCAGCAUAAUUACACGCAGCCGUGCACAAAACGCCAUCGCGCCGAAGAUUUGCAGGUCAUCGAGGAUUGGAAGAGGUGAGUAGGAGCGCAACACGGUCUCCAGAGCUGAAAAUAUGGGCGUGGCCUCGGCCAAAGCCGUUUUCAUGAAUUGAGCACGUUUUCUCUGAUUUUUGUGGCCAAAGGCGAUGAAAAAUGAUUGUUCGAAAUGAAAACACACUAGUUCUCAGAAUUAAUGACGUUCUGGCGCAUUUUUCGCCGACUUUGCUUUUUCGCCUUCGCCGCCUAAAAACCGCACUUCUCAUUUUGCGCUUUCUUGGCCGUUUUCCGACAGAAUUGGUUUUGAGAAUGAUAAAUCACGUAAAUACAAGCAUUUUGAGCGCUCGAACCGCGAAAAUUACCGAAAAGCAACUGAAAUUCACGCAGUUUUAGCCAAAAACCUUCAAACGGAUAAAUGCGAUUUGCGACUUGACCAAAUUUAACGCUCUUGAGCUUAAGAAAUUCGUAAUGGCCUAUAUAAUCGGUCUAUCGAAAGACAAAUGAGAAACUAUCGGUUUUUCGUGGCUAAUCUGGCAAAAAACACAAAUUUUGCAGUUAAAAUUUAAAUUUCGCGCCAAUCUAUCGAUCUAUUGGGCGGGGCGCACUUGCGCGCCCAUUGUCAGCUCGAGAGACCGUGCGCAACGCCAAAUUUAUAACAUAAAUUGUUGUUUCAGGCAAUUCGGGCAUUUGCAACCGGUCAAAAAGCAGUUGCUGGCUCAGUUGAAGCAAAUGGCAGAGCAGUACGAUCGUGAGGAGCGCGAGGAGGAGAACGGGGCUUUUGUGGCUCCGGCGGCUCCAUUGGCUCCAAGAACUCGCCGUCUGGUGCCUCCGGGUCUGGCGCGAGUUCUUGGGGAUGACGACGAGGAAGAGCAGCAGCCAGAACCGGUCCGAGAGGUGAAACCGGCGAAAAUCGAGCAAAAAGAUGAGGAGGAAGACGAGAAGGAGAAAGAGCCUUCCACAUCGGACCGCUCCAAAUCGCAGCGUGUUGUCGGCACAAAAAUGAGCAAAUUGUGCGCGAACCUGGCGUACCGCAUCCAAAUGCGUCAGGCGCGCUUCCGAGCCACCGAUCGCAGUCAGUUCUGCCUCAACUGCAUCUCGUUCAAAGGAUGCGAGCGGGAGCACACGGCCGGCGAGCGGCGACUCGAUAAAACGUGGCAGAAGUAUUAUGGCGACGCGAGCAUCACACCGGAGAAGCUUGUCGAGCAGUUGGAAGCGCUCAAAGAGAAGUAUAUUCAGCUGGAGGAGAGAGAAAAAGAGUGAUAAUUGUUUCGAUUGUUGUCCCAAAUGCAUACGAUUUUUCCAUAAUAAUUGCCGAUUCCCAAUUCCAUUUCAUCUCAGUUAUUGCAACGAUUUUUAUUCAAAUACAGUUCUUUACUGCUCCCGUUCUAUCGCGAAAUCACGAGUCUAGCUAUCUGCCUGCCAUAACGUAUCUAUUUUUGUGAAUAAUUUUCCGAAAGCACUUUUUUUUGCAGAGAAAUCGACAAAAUGUCGGGGCCGCCGGAAAUGGUGAGAAACAUUAAUUCUUUGUCUUUUGUGUUCAAUUCAAAACAAUUUUUGUAUAGAUACAAUGCGGUUGGAGAGAGUGCACAAGUUGGUUCUCAUCUGGAAGAGACAUGAACGAGCACGUGCUCGUCAACCACAUCAAACAUUUCAAUAUACAACUCGUCGAUCCACAAACCGCCACCGUUCAUAACAAAAUUCAGGUAUUCAGAGAACAUGCGAUUUCAAACAAAGUUGUUGUCGUUUGCAGCAAAAUCCCGAAACGCCGUCGAAAAAUUCGCCAUCGGUGACGAUCAAACAAAGCUAUCAUGCUGAGCGGCGGGUAAAAAAAACUAGUCAUAGAAAACGACUGAUUUAAAAAAUUUGCAGCGCCGCUCUCACUCGCAUUCGCUUUCCGCUCUGGAUCAAGAUCAAGACGCGUCGAGUGUCGAGCAGAAGCCGCCGCUGAUGGAUUUCCAGCCGAGCGUGCCUCAUUUCAAGUGUCCAACAACAAUUACGAUUCCGCCACGUGGCGAAGCGGCGUCGAUGAACCUGAAACAACCGUUGGAGGCCCAAAGCGACGCUCGAAAACAAGAGUUUCAUUACGAAAAUGAGGAUGACGAUGAAGUCGAGGAGUUUAAUGUGAGAAUUCGGCAAAAAAAAAAAAUGGCUCUCCGUUUCGCAACCGGUGUGUAGAAUCGUAAUGCCGCGUCCAAUGUCUCGGAAAAACCGUAGAUUUUUCUGGCCGAAAUUUGCGUGAAAAACGGGGGUGCGCACAGCUCAAUGAAUGUAACCGUACCCCUAAAACUACUGUAUUUUUUGAAAAUUUGUUAAUUUCUUGAGGAUAUUUGAAAAUAUUCAAAUUUCUUGCGCAAAUUUUCAAAAAAUACCGUAGUUUUAGGGGUACGGUUACAUUCAUUGAGCUGUGCGCACCCCCGUUUUUCACGCAAAUUUCGGCCGACUUUGGACAGAAAAAUCUGCGAUUUUUACGGUUUUUCCGAGACAUUGGACGCGGCAUAAGAAAUACAUGAAAACAAGGCUGCGCGGAGCAAGUCUCUGGAAACGUGAGAGUUGCGAAAAUGGAGAGCCGCAAAGCAGAGAAAAAGUUAUAGUUUUGUGUUUCCAGUACGAAGACAACGAUUUGAUUUUGGAAAACGGCGGAGUGGACGAAGGAGCGCCGGAAGCGAAACAAGCGAAAAAAGGCGACGAGGGAAAGGAGAAACGACCGUGGGGCUUGGCGUCGUUCAGGGUCCUCGAUUCCUCAAAAACAUUUGCCUUAUACAUCGAACAUUUUUAGGACGCCACCGACAUGCCGAACACGGAUCUCCGACUUCGAACCUCCUACGCCACUUACGGCGAAAUGGCGGCGGCGAUUUUUCGGGAACUCCUCCUUCGCAAAACUCUUCGACGCAGAAACCCGGCGAACGGAGACUAUUGCGUCGUGUGUCUCGAUUACAAAAAAGCGAGCGGAGUGUGUAGUUACCGCUCGCACACGAACCAACAUUUUGCGUUCUACGAGGCGUGGAAGAGGUUGGGUCUAAUUGAAAAAUGUAAAAUUUUUAGCCCGGAAAUCAAUAAGUUUUCUUAUUCACCUUUCAGAGGAACAUAAACUUUGCAAAAAUGAAAUUUAUCGUUUUCUGAUAAUAUAAAUUUUGCAGCAACUUCAAUCAGGAGAACCUGAACAAACGAACACUGAUGGAUCAGUUGACGGAGAUGAAAAGAAUCAGCGACGCGCUUCCGGCGAACAAUGACUUUAUUUAG